GCAGAGACACGACCCUCCCUAAUGAGGAAGCUUAAGGUGUAAUGCAGCUCUGCGGCUUGUGCUGACCUCUGUCUGCUGCAGGGAGAACGGCUCAGCCCCGGUCUGACUGUUGACGUGAGUCUGGCGUUAUGACGGCAUGUAGCUCUCCUCCUAACACUACCUGACCAGUCCCGUGGACACCAUGGUUUUGUGAAAGCGAACGGAUUCAUCGACACUCUCGCUUCAUCCCAAUACACGAAGUUAUUAGUUUGUUCAUGCGCUCCGUUUUCCAGCAUGUCUUUGGAGCAACCAGCGCCGUAGCUCAGUGUGAUCUUGCUGGAGCUGCUAACCCUUAGCUCUUUCUUUAGUUAGUCCGUCCGUACAGACCUCUGUAGCACUCAAGCUAGCUGAUGUCUCGUACGGCCACUAGUUUUACACGGCUGUCAGCAUCGUCACUACCACGACAACCGGCAUCCGUCCCAGCCGGCCGACUGAUGGAAGGCUGAGGGGAACCAUGCUGAGAUUUCUCCAGAUCCUUUUAACAGGUAAUGAUAAGCCUCGGCUGCUAUUAAUGCUCAGCUAAGCUUGUUUGUGCGCUAGCUCUGAAGUAGGACCGGAGAGAAAGCUCAUGCUGCUUUGGAUUAUGUAACAGGACAACUCCUCCAACAAUCAUUUCAACUUCAGUCAGCAGUCAUGAAUUUUUCUAACUACACUAAGUUGAUACGACAGAAUUUCCUCCAGUUUUGGAGACUUGUAAUGAGUUAGAUCAGAGACCUGUAAUGUUAUAACCUCACCCUCAAUACAGAUAGCACCCUCAAAAUAUAUGUGGUGUGUGUGUGUGUGUGUGUGUGUGUGUGUGUGUGUGUGUGUGUGUGUGUGUGUGUGUGUGUUGUUUAGUUUGCUUUUGGGUGAAAUAUUGUAGUUUUUGAGAUGUAGUUGUUAAGGUUUGAGGAGCUCUUCUAUUAUGCUGCUGCUGCUGUUGAGGAAUGCCAACAUCCCCCCUGAUUGGUUUCCAUACUUAAUGACAGCAUAUCUAAAACAGUUACUAGUUAGUGUUUGCUGCAGUUUUAUGAUGUAUCUAUUAAAUAAUGCAGUAUAAUCAUCAAUCUUUUAGCUGCUCCACACACAGCAUGUAAUGCAUGGAUAUGUACAUAGACUUUGAUAUCUAUAUGUGGAGUUGGAAAAUUUCAAUAAAGAUUUAAGUUUAAAAAAAUAAAUCUUAUUUUUGUCAAAUCUAUUGUAAAACCUCGGGCUGGGCGAUAUAGGAAAAAGUUUAUCACAAUAUAUAUUUUUUCACAUCAAUCAAUAUCGAUAUGUAUCAGGAUAUAAAAAAUGAAAUUUAACAGUGCUUAUUGGUAGCUUGUCUUCUGCAAUACAAUAAGCUACUGCAUCUCUGAGGUCUUUGUGUCUCUUCAGCUCCCCUUUUCAUUGGCUAUUCGUAUAGUCUACCAAAACAUGGCAGAAUGCCGACUAUCGAAAAUCAUAUUGGUCAUGUUUUAUAUUGAUAUUGAGGGAAAUUAAUUCUUGAUAUAUAUUAUCGUUUUAUCACCCAGCCCUAGUAAAACCGAUAGUGUUUUUCCUAAUUUAUGUAUGAAUAAAGUGGUUCUGAAUUCUGCUGUUUGCCAAGUUAAGUAUGUAUAUUAGAUUGCAGUUAGCAUGGAGUAAUGGAUGAUACUAUUAAGUUUAACAAAUUCAAAGAAACAACAAUAAUACCAUGAUAAUAGCAUUGUUUAUGGGCCAUGGACUGACCAGCUUUUAUAUUAUCAACAUCGGACUUUGAGACACAACACCAAGAUAAUGAAACUAAGAUAUUGAAACACCUUCAAUGUAACUGAACAAUAUUUUACAGAGCCACAUGUUGCAGCCCCCAAAAGACCCAGUUAUCACUGAAUGACUCACUGCGUGCCACAUUAGUUUUCCUGGAGUUGUUAUGUUUACCAAAUAAACAGAGACCUGAGUAUAAAAAGCUGCUAUUGAUGGACUUUUAAUGCAUUUGUGUUUGAUGGGUCAUAAAUCUGUGUUUGUAAUCCCUCCCCAGGCCUGUUUGGUUUCCUGUGGGAAGGAGUCCAUGCUUUUGGUAAGCUAUACACAAACCUGCAGCAUCCAUUGCUAGUCCUACCUUUUUUCUGUCUAAGCAUUUUUCCUCAUCCACAGGAGGGGUCAGACUGGUGAACGGAGAGAACAAAUGUUCCGGCAGAGUCGAGGUUCUCCGCCAUGACCAGUGGGGGACUGUUUGUAACCAUGGCUGGGACUUCCGGGAGGCUGACGUGGUGUGCUUGGAGCUGGGCUGUGGCUUAGCUGAAUCUGAACAUGCAUCAUUUGGUCCAGGCAGGGGAGAGAUAUGGCUGCAGCAUGUCCAGUGCUCAGGACACGAGUCCAGUUUGACACGCUGUGCAGUUGUCCUUCAAAGUAACUCCCACUGCACCCAUGAGAAUGAUGCAGGAGUGAAAUGCUCAGGUGAAACUGAACUCUGCUUAGAGUAUUACGAGAGAUGGUUGACUUUGUGGCAUUUAUUCAUGGAUCCUUUUUUAAUUUUAUGGUCAGUUUACAUCUGCUUUACUGAUCUGUGAUACACCUGUCUUUCCUCUCAGGUACCCUUUUAAUGCCCACCCUCACCCUGCUGUCACCUCACACUGUGUUCUCUCCUGGGGAGGCCGUUCGCUUCCGCUGCAACAUCCUGCUGGGCCACCACCUCAGUGACUUCCACCUCUACAAGCAUGGAGUGUCCACGCCGCUGGUCACACAGAGAGCGGAUCAGACCCAAACCGGAGUGGAACUCACCCUGUCUGACAUUGAGACUUUCCACCAGGGCAGCUACAGUUGUAGGUAUAGGAUCAAGGGUGGCUUUCCUUCUCAGCUCCUCAGCUCUCCACCCAGCAACUCCAUCAACAUCACUGUGGGUGAGUCAUACCUGCAGUGUCUAAUCCAUAUUAAUGCACCAAAGUCCACGUCCAUACCUUAGUGUCUAGCUGUGCAACAGUGGGAAAACAUUGUCAUUCCUCCCUGACUCAGGCUGGAACAUUCCUUCACUUGAAUCAGGUUUCAUAAAGUUGUAUGACGGGUAAGGUGUCCACCCCUGCACAGUCAGCCUGUGUACUCAUCAGGCUUGUGAGCUAGAUUCACAGGAAUAGCAGCUAAUGGUAGAAGGAAACCUGUAAAUGGCUCUCUCAUGAACUUGUUGAAAUAUGGAAGAAUGUUAAAUUUUAAGCUAUGGAGCACAAACAUGUUUAUUUUUGUUGCACAAAAAGUCUAAUGUAAAUCUGUGAGAAGUACAGGAUUCUCUUGGUUUGGUUGUUGCUGGAGUCGGGCUUCUUCCUGUCUGCUGUUGGGUUCUGCUAUGUUGUCCUUCACAUAAUCUCCCAGGCAUCCUAUUAAGAUGCGCACACUAGAUCUAUGUAUCUUGCAGACAGACUCAGAGCAGUAGCGAGAGAGAGAGAACAAUAUCACCUUGUCUCAUAUGAUCAUCAGUCCCUACCAACCUUCAGAUUGUUGACAAAGAGUGUUCAUUAGAUGUCUGCACUUAAAGAAAAUUAGAUAUCAUGGACAGAGAGCACACAAGCAGCAGACACACAUAGCACCACACACUCUCUCUGAAUUAUGAAUGAUGUUUUAGUGGAAACGUUUUACUUUGGGUGAACAUUAAUCUUUGUGAAAAUGUUAUUGUGCCUUGCAGUACUGACGGUUAAUGUUUGGUCUGUGUUCUAAGACUUUUUCUCUACUAGAACUUUGUGCAGGUUGGAAAUCAGUCUGCCACCAUGCCAAAUAAGGUUUCCUAACAUUGAUCUAUUAUUUUUAUAAAAAAAAAAAAAAAAAAGAAAAACAGUUCCUGAGUCAUGUAAAGUAAGAGUUAUGGAAAAUCUUAUACCAUGAAAUAUGAUCUAUAAAACACACAUUCAGUUUCUUUUUAUGUCACAUUUAAAAAGUGUGCAAAAAUUAAAUAUGAGUCAGCGAAUUGGUUGCACCUGUACUACUGCUCAAAUACUGUAUGGGUUGCUGGCAGGGUAGUGAUUAAUAAUGGUACUAGAAAGAGCUACACAUCUGCAUAGACACUGCUUGUUGCUGAAUUCGCCUUUUGGGGAAAAAAAAGAACAACAAAACAGACAAAAUCUUAUGCCCGUUUUACUGUAUGUUGUUAGCUGUCAUGCAUGUAAAAGGGAAGAACUCAUGAUCUAAGCAUCAAGCUACACUUCAAAAUGAUUGCACUGACGUUAUGCGAGAGAUCCAGGAACCCUCAAUUGUCCUGUGUGAAUAAUUUAAUUUGCUAAAAUAAAUACUUAAGUGAUCUGAUUCAUGUGAGAUGAUCACAUGAUGGUCAUUACUGUAGUUUUGACUGCUCCUGUGUCCUGUUUUGAUACUUUGACCCUGACUAACCCGUUCAAUUCUCCUUUGGUGAUCACAGUGGAGCUCCUGACCCCCCAGCACUGGUACAACACGUCCACUGAGGCUCCUGCUGGUUCCGUCCUUAAAGGCCACAGCUUUAACAUCACCUGCUCCACUCUGCAGCAGUACCCCGGAGGCUCCUUCCAGCUGCGUCUGAUACGUUCCAACGGGACAGUGCGCCAGUCUCUGCCUGCCCUCACUCCAUCUGUCACUUUUACUUUUUCCAACGCACAGAGCUCUAAUGAGGGCUACUACUACUGCCUGUACCGGGUGCAGCUGGGUGGACGCACCUUUGUUUCCAGAGAGAGUCAGCCCCUGCCUAUAGCCAUUAGAGGUGAAAAAACACAUACAGUGGAGACAGACAAAUACAGAUGAGACACAAAUCAGACACAAUGACUCACUGAGUGUUUUUCUCUUCUCUUCAGACCCAGAUCCAGUCCUGAGUCCAAUGGUGAUCAGCUGGCUUGUGUCUGGUGUGACAUUUGUUGUUGCUGUCAUAAUUAUUAUUAUUGUGGCCAAGGUGCUGUGUAACAAGGAGAAGAAGCCCUCUGAGUUGGAGAGAGAGACCAGAACCUGUAUGUUCAUUUUCCCUCGUGGACAGAAAUGUGGUUUUUAGCAGAGAUGUAGCUUUUGUGCCUGAAAUAACACGUGUGUUUCUGUUCACAGGUGUGGACAACACUUAUGUUGCCUUAUCAAUCAACAAGCUAUGACUGAGACUUCUGGCAACAAACGAGAGGUAAAGAAAGUCUUAAUACUUGCAAAUACUAUUGCUGUAAUACUGGACAGUUCAAGUGUGUGAGUUAAGGUGAAGCACUUUGUCUAUCUCAUGAACAGACUGAAGGCUUCAUGGGUAAUUCAGGCAGCAGUGGAUGUAAUCCUGAACAAAACAGCUCGGCUGGUUCUCCCUCAUCUCUAAGGAAAAGGCGCCGCCUGGACUCGGUUUGUCUCAGUCAAGAUGUGGCGCAGUUUUUAGUAGACACUACCAUAGACAAACCUAAGACCACACAGAAGACUUCCAGGACACAACUGUACAGAUAGAGUAAGAUGUACGCUUAAGAGACAGACAUGGACAUUGAGAGCUGUGCUUGCUUUUGUUUCUUUAAAUGCAGUUAUCUCCAGAAUAUUGUUCAGUUAUUUUCAUUAUCUUUGUUAGAACAACUUAUCAGAAAAAAUAUGUUUUCUCAAAGUAUCAAGAGAGUUCUGAGAAUGAUUACAGUUCAAAUGUUAAGAUUAUUGGCUACUCCUAAGACAAAGCCCUUUAUGUUUAAGACUUAACUAAAACACAGUUGAUGCAGUGAUCAAAAAUGUCAUUUUUAGUUUAAAUCAGUUUCUAAUAUUAAACUUAUCAUCUAGAGAUAACUUCAUAUAAAGAAAGCUAGUAUGGAUGUUGACAGUAAAAAGGAUUUCCUCAGAAUGUGGUUUCAUCUUGACUUCAGGUUCACUUUGACUCGCUGACUGCUCUGGUGUGGAAUGUGUUGAGAAAACUACGUCUGAAAGUUAAACUGUGGAAACUCAUGUGCUCCUCGGGCCUAUGUGUGUAAUCGCAGUUAAAAAACAAACAAAACAGUCUUUUCUAUUUAUUACCAGACCACACUAAUGAAAGCCCCACUAGCUUGUAAGGUAUUAUCUUCUACUGAUCAAUGAUCCUUGAAGGAUUAGAUGUUUUUGUAUUUUAAGUCUUACCCUACUAUGCAUCUUUUGUUGUUUAAACUAUGUACAUUAUUGCACUUUUAAGUGUGUAAAUGGGAGAUGUAGUCGAUUAAAACGCUGUUUGUAGAGCUGUUGGGUUCAGCAAGUUUUGUUUGACAGAUAGCAUUAUUGGCUGUACUGUUGGGAUUUUCUGUAGCAUCAGAUCAAACCUAAAGAAAAAGAUUGAACAUACUGCAUACUUGUGUGUUUACUUUUAUACCUCUCAGCAUUGAAAAAUCCUUCCCCUGAAUAAAUCACCCAAAGCUUCAAGUGUUUGAAUGUACAAGCUUUUUUAUAGUUUGAGUACAAACAGAAAAACGUGAGACUCCACAGGAUGUAAAGGUUGUAAAAUGUAAAAAACUUUAUGACUUCAACAAAGGAUUAACGUCUUGCUAUGUAGUCAGUGUCAUAUUUUCCCCACACAAUAAAGCUUUUCUUAGAUAAUAUAUUGAACACUGAAAAAACAUCAACACCAAUUAACACUAAAAAAACAACGAGGCACUUUGAUGAAAUCGGUCUUAAGUGUAUUCUAGUAUAAUUAUUUCUGCCUUUUACCAUUUACUUACAGUGGGAAGAUUGUAGUACCCACCGACAACGCAAAAUACAAGAAUCAGGUAAAUCAUCCUAUUAGUGCUAUGCACAACACAAAAGAUUACACCAUUUUUAAGAAGCACAAUGAAAUGAAAAUAGGUUUGGUAUGCUGUUGCAGCAUCUUUGAUAUGAAACUGCAGUCGGUUGAUGCGCGGUUAUAGAAAUGUAGUGCUGUGUGGUCUUUGGAGCAACUAUAAAAAGAAGAAAGUUCACAUACAAGUAAAAUGAGAACUGUUCUUCUCAUAUCACAUAAUAUUUAAUGUAAUGAAAAUUUAUACGAUACUGCUGUCAACAGAUAAUGUCUGUUAAGAAAAACAGAUCCACUGUUAGCAGUUGGUGUGUCAGUGGAGGUUAUUGUUGAAGCUUUAGGGUGUGAAGGAGUCGACUAAAUUGCUUUGCCGUUUGUAGUGUCCAAUAUACCAACUCUUCAUACAGCUGUCUAAAUAGAAGAAUGAUAAAAGCUGCUGUUGUAAUUGUCCUUUUUUUCCAGUGACCUGUCGUUGUAAACUUCUACUUUCAUCUAAGUUUUGCUGGUUAUGAAGAUUACUGACAAAUAUAUUUUUACCUUUAAGGAAAUGAACUGCAAUCCAAUUGCACCAAGAUAUCUCAAAAACCUUAAAAUGACUUUUGUCCAAUAUAAAUGUAAAAAUCAAAAAUACAUUCUCCAUUUUAAAAUGCAUAAUGGAGUGUAAACACUCCAACAAACUGAACAAGAGUAAAACCAAAAUCAAUCGAUCACUUUGAGCUGCUCGUUCGUCUCCAUAUUGGAAAACACGAUAUAGAGGAAGACGGCCACAGCCAGGAAGAAAAGAAACUGAACCCAGAGCGGGACGAGGCGAGACGACUCGGCUGGGGGUGGUGCUUCUUGGGCAGGUUUUACAGGUGUUGAUUUCAAAUAGGAAGAUCUGUAGGUGGAGGGUGUGUCGUACAUGUCAGGUCUGAAAAGGGGACAGAGAUAUUACUGCAUACCAGAGGUCAGAUUCUCCACUACAAACUAGCACCCUUUCAGUUAAAAAUGAGGUGCUCUUUGCCACACAGAUGCUGCUGUUACUUUUAGUAGUUACGUACUUACUCAUUGGCAAAAUUCCUUCGGCUGUAAUCAGGCUGAGGCCGAGAGAAGCUUUUGUAGGACCUUCUGUUAUAGAAUGAUAUACAUUGUUACACGUGAUGAAACAGUUUGUAUUUCUAAAACAGCAUGUGUAUGAAAAGCUUACUCUUGUUCUCUCUCAUCAUACACUGGUCUUGACCUCAGAAAAGACCUGCUGAAUGAACAAGAAAAAAAGGAAUUGUUAAAUACAACAUUUAUGUGAUCUGAUGGGGUUGAAAUAAUGGGGCUAUCGCCCCACAAAAUUCACAUCAACAUGUCUUAUUCCAACUUACUCCUGCUCUCUUUCAGUCCACU
Molecule: messenger RNA, 8041 nt
Organism: Xyrichtys novacula (pearly razorfish)
Lineage: Eukaryota; Metazoa; Chordata; Actinopteri; Labriformes; Labridae
Source: the annotation of a GenBank genome assembly